This is a messenger RNA of Hansenula ciferrii, 414 nucleotides long. RefSeq lists its product as uncharacterized. NCBI's taxonomy places the organism in Eukaryota, Fungi, Ascomycota, Saccharomycetes, Phaffomycetales, Wickerhamomycetaceae. The record is from RefSeq and is a predicted model, not a curated record. Bases 1 to 414 code for a protein of 137 amino acids. The transcript has a single exon.
AUGUCUACAUUAAUCACUAGCUAUGAAGAGCUUGAAAGAAUUGUUUUGAAAGAUAAAAAUUAUGAGCUGCUCACUUUCAUCAAUUUCUUUGAUACAUCUGGGAAAUACAAUCAUCCUAGUUACAAAAAAACAAAUGAACUCUUUGAAGAAGAGGCUACUAGGAUCGAAAAUGAAAAAAAUGAUUAUAAUGCUGAAGCCCCAAAGUAUUAUAGGGUAGAUUUGAACGGGUUUCAAGAAAGUAUCGAACAUAUUUAUGAUACUCUGUUUUAUGGUAGAGAUGAUUCUAAUGAAGUUUACUUUGAUCAACCAGUUAUUGCUGCUAUUGGUGACAAUAGAUUGAAAAAAGCUGUUGAAUCGUAUGAUCCAUAUGAUCAGCUUGCCAGCUUACUUGAUGACCCUGUUUUCUUUGCCUGA